AUGCCUGAGUCUCCAAGCGAGCUAGGUCAGAAACACUCCCUCCGUCGCUCCGUCACCCUUCCCGUCAAGUUAAAUCCACUCACUCAGCGUCGCGCGAGUGUGCCGAAUACCCCGGAGCAUGUAAUUUAUUAUCACCCGACGGCAAAAAUCGUUCAUUUCGCCCCGAGAGCGCUCGCUCCUAUUCCAUCCAGCUCUGCGCCGUCUGACUUCGACUACCCCGUUGACACCAUCGAAACACUCCCAUGGCGCUCUGCGACAGAGCGAACGGUCGCAACAGCGCCACUGCGGCUGGAGAAGGUCCACGGCUCAACGGCCUUCCUGAAGUGCGGCAAUGUUGUCCACGCUAUUCUGAAGAACUCCCAGUGCUGGUGUGUUGAUGGGGUUUCGAAAUUUGUUCUGCGCAUUCGACCGCUCACAUAUUAUCGCAUCGAAAUACCAUACGAGACGGCAGAGGAUCAAAGUUCAGUACAGGAACUCAAGAUCGCGCUACCAACCGUGCUUCGCUAUGAAGUCACGCCUUGCCCUUUUAAACGCGCUUUUAGCGUUGAGCUGCCUGUCCACGUGAUGGCCCCGCGACGCAAAAAGGCCUGGCGACCAAAGGAUCAACGGCAGAGCGUCCCAGCAGUGCUCGAGUCACCGUUCGAGGCUUCUUCGCCAUCCUCAACUCGAUCGGAGUGGAUCGACUCCGCAAGCGCUGGCGAGGAUACGGAUGGCAAUCUGACCGACGACAGCUGUUUUACCUCACACAAACCCAGCAGCAUAACUUCUGAGACUGUACAUGAUAACCGUCAUUUGUCCCCUGCUGAAACGCCAAGACCGUCCUCGUCGCACAGUGUUUCUAGGCGCUCGGUGUCGGAAACGCCCCAGACCUUCACCAGCCUGCUUGCAAAGUUCCAAGCUACGCCGGUUCCAGAGGAUUGCGACUCCGAGUCUGAGCACAAGCCAGAGCAUUCAUCGAAUCUUGGGAAUCCAGUAUUGAAGCUCAGCGAAGCAAGCAGUGUUCCAGCACAUGAUGCGCCCCUGUCGCCGAUACAAGAUGAGAUCCAAAGCUCUACUGGAUUGGAGGCCCCUGAAGUCCCUGCACCUCCAGCCAAGAUGGGAUCGUACGUCGAGGCCCAGACCGACCACGCCCCUGAAGUUGCAUCACAGGAGAGUUGUCCCAGCACAACUGCUUUGCAGCCUGAAAGCACAGCCCCAGCGGAGGAUGAAAAUCUGCUGAAUAUCGAAACACCACACUUCACGGAACCUGAGAUCAAAGUCGAGUUCAAUGAGCAUCUUGAGUGGGGGACCGACUAUGAAGAACCCCAGUCAGUCGCUGAAAAUGCCCUCGAAGCCGAUCAUGAUGUCUCUUUUGUCUCCAGCCCGGGGUCAUUCCACUCCGGUGAGCCUCAAUCGCCCGACUCGGUCUCCACCCAUCCUACCUCUGUGGGAGGUCAUGACCUUGCAGAUCCCACCGACAUGUUCUGUCUUCCCAGCGCCAAGGAUCCAGUUUCUGAACUGAAAUCAUCGCCCGAAGCAUCAUGCCAGAAGUCGGAGCUUUCAGCGGUCAAGACAGUGACCAAGAUUUCCGGGUGCUCAAACCAAACGGGCAUGUCCGCUCCUGCCUCAAGCCGUCUCAGUCCAAAUGACAUAUCCAAGGGUUUUCCUGAUGCAUUUUCGGACACAUCCCCGUCAAUGGUUCGUACCAGCACACCGCAUCAAUACUCUCCGGCCCCGGACACCUCGCGUGAGCCUAGCAUGCCAUCUCGCAUCGAUUCCAGGUCCCCAACACCGAGUACGGAUUUCAAUCACAUGAGCACCGCAUUCCGGCGUCGUUCUCAAGCCACCAGAGAGCGCGAGGCAUCUCCGAUGCCUCAUUCCUCGGCAUUGUACAAACCAUCUUCUGGCGAUGAUGCCAAAUCCUUCAUUUCUAAGGCCAUUACACUGGUUUUGAUCCCCCCUGCCUAUCUUUUUAUCAUCCUUAUCCACAUCGCUGCGCGCGUUGUGAUCAACCCCCCACCAGCCCAGCCGACAGUUGGCUACCACCAGGGUAGUUCAAAGUCCAAUUCCCAGAAAUCCAAUCAAGAUCCUGCUGCCGAGGAUGAUUUUAGCUUUCCACUGGAGCCUCAAAGCUCUUCGGAGUACGUGGACGCCGAAACUUCCAGGAAGCUUGACCCUUGGGAUCUGGACUAA
Messenger RNA from Penicillium brevicompactum, 2172 nucleotides. RefSeq lists its product as uncharacterized. The transcript has a single exon. The record is from RefSeq and is a predicted model, not a curated record. Gene Ontology annotation, biological process: peroxisome inheritance. Gene Ontology annotation, cellular component: extrinsic component of intraperoxisomal membrane. Bases 1 to 2172 code for a protein of 723 amino acids. Lineage: Eukaryota; Fungi; Ascomycota; Eurotiomycetes; Eurotiales; Aspergillaceae.